UUAAUCCAUGGUGCACUUUUUUUUAUCAGGUAGAACCGAUAUUACAGAUAUUAAACGUGUGAAUAAUUGUAGACCACUCAUAGUGUUUAAAGGUGCUUUGUCUCCAUCUAGAGGUGAAAAGGAGCACUGUAUCGCUCUAAAUUCCUCCACAGAUUUCUUACAGGCUUAGAAUAAUUUCAUUUAGCAGCCAGAAUCCAUAAUCACUAGGAAGAAAACGGACCUAAGGGGGGUUUUAGCAGUACAAAUUUGCCAUUUCGCAUAAGAAAACACCAUCGUGGAUGUUUUAAGAAAUGAAACAAACCGUCUUUACUGCAUUUUUUCUAUAUUCUUUGCCUCCCCUUUGUGUGUUUUAUAACCUCAGGAAGUAAACAAGUGGCAGGACUUCGCACGCUGUCUACCGCAACAGUGACGUCUACUAGAAUAGCCAUGGAAAAAAAAUAGCCUAGCAGCGGGCUCUGAUUGGCUGUGCUAGAGCGCCUAGUCGCCCCUGAUUGGCUGAGCCGGAAAGCCUCGUUGUAUGUGAUUGGCCAGGAUGUGAAACUGUACACUACUGUACACAGACAACAACAAUAAAGCCGUGAUGAUAUGAGAUCAUACACACGCCGCUUCAAAAAAGAUAAGACAGGAGGAGGCGAGAAACCGGACAGUGAGACCGCUGAAGACAAUCACUUGGACUGGAUGUCUCCUAACGUGCUGUGGGUUUGCUCUUUAUUCCCAUUCGGUGAUGUUAAGAGUAAAAGAGGGAGAGAGACUGUGUGUGUGUGUGUGUGUGUGUGUGUGUGUGUGAACCUCGCUGAUUAAUUUAGGCAUGGUGCCUUUUGUUAUUUGGGUGUGUCUCGGGCCAUGAGCAAUCAAUACCUUCUGAAACUGAGGAAAGCCCAUUUUCAUUCCGAAAAGGAAGGAUACACACAAGUAAUAAACACAAGAAUAGGGAGUGAAGAAGGAGCAACGAUUCUGAAUCACUUCUUCAACAAGAAUUCAUCAAGAAUUACAGCUUUCACAAUGGGUGAGACGCCACACGGUGUAAGAGGAGAAACCGAUCCUUUGGAUGACGACGAAUCAAGAUGGUCAGAGAAGACCGGGAAUAUCGAUCCACCAAGGGUCGGAGGUCGAGUGCGGCUCUAUUCUGAGUCCCAGGUGCACACGGUGAGCCGCUGGGAAGACGCCGAGCUCCAGGAUGGAACUGCGGCUGAAGAGACUUCAGAUGGAGCUCCAUUCCGAGGCCGAUCCCAGUCCGCUCCCGCCGCACUGUGGAAAGCUAAGAAGUAUGGACGACAGCUGAGGAGGAUGAGCGAUGAAUUCGACACCUGGCUGGACAGAGGGGAUUUACGGCGAGUAAACAGUCCUGGAAAGGGGUCACAGAAGCAAACAAACCGUGGGUGGUUCUCCUUCAUCUGGGGAUCGAGAGAAGAGGAGGGAAGAGAAUAAAAUUUCCACAAAGUUAAAACGGAGAGAAAAGUGAAGCAACAAUCAUCACGACAAAGGCUGGUCAUGUGUCGUCACCGAUAUGGCCUUUUUUUAUUCAAAGUGCUCGAUCAAAACUGUUUAGAUUAAAAGAAAAAAAAGAUCAGUAAAAAAUAGAAGAAAGGUGCUAAAGCAUUCAACCACUGCAAUACAUGAUAAAUACUUUUAAGCAGAUUUGACAAUCUGAUUUGACAAUCUGUGAUAUUUAUGGACAAUCUCACAUCUACUGAUCAAUUCAACCCCUAAAUAUCUAUGAAUUAUUUAUUAAAUGGUACCCUUUAAAAUGAAUAUUUGGUAAGAAAUGUGAUAUAUUGUUCUAUGAUGUCUUUUACAAAUAAAUAAAUAUAUAUAUAGAUCUAUAUGUUAAGUUUUAAACAUUUGUCUUAUUGAAGAUUUUAAAGGAUUUUGAUGGUGAAAUGUACGUAUAAUCCAUGGACUCAAAAAAAAAGUCACUGGAGCAGCCUGUGAAAAUCGUGUGUAGUGCUGGUUUAAGAAUUAUGCGGGUAUUGGUCUAUCUCAGUCAGGUCCGGCUCAGGGUUUUCUUUUAUCAAGACGUUUGCUGUUGCUUUUUGUACCGUUUCCAUUUCCACUGUAAAACAUCAAUUGGGGACCUGAGUGCAUAAUGUGUUUGAGAUGUUUGGAUUUUAUGCCUUUUAAUGUACAUAUUUUCCUAAUGGAAGAACUGAUGGUUUGUUUUCAGCCUUUUAAACACACACACACACACACACACACACACACAGCACUGGACUUUAGCAGCUUGGGUUACCAUGCUUUGUAUGCAAAAGAACAGAGAGUUUCUGCCAAACCUGUGGUUAAGCAAAUCAUCACAGACGGACAACCCGAAUGCUGCGUAAGCUGGUCUUGAUUCUAGGCGUUUUGGUGAUGCCUUACUUGAAACGUGUUUCUAUUUGUCUUUUUCACAAGCUCUUGGUAAGAAUUUAUACGGCAUUUCAUAUAUUGUGAUGGAACUGUUUGUAUAAUGGUUUGUUCUGCUUGUAUUAUUGGUUUAAUCAAUUAUUUGUGAUCAAAUCAAAUAAAAUUUGGAAUUCGGUA
Silurus meridionalis is the source of this 2517-nucleotide messenger RNA. It is a transcript of the gene bada, whose product is annotated as BCL2 associated agonist of cell death a. Bases 844 to 1428 code for a protein of 194 amino acids. Gene Ontology annotation, biological process: apoptotic process. Gene Ontology annotation, cellular component: mitochondrion. Lineage: Eukaryota; Metazoa; Chordata; Actinopteri; Siluriformes; Siluridae. The transcript has 4 exons. The record is from RefSeq and is a predicted model, not a curated record.